UUGUCAUGGCACACCUGGAUAGACUAGAGACAUCAUCCUGUGGCUCUCAACUUCCUUCAUAGCUCCCUGGGGCGAACAUGGGAAGCUAAACGCUGGGUAUACCAGGCGACGCGAUUGGAGCAGGGAUGUGUAGGUGUGGUGUAUAUGUACCUGACAAGGGUAAAAGUGGAAGGAUGUGUGAGACGACUUCGUCAAUCUUGAAUAAAAGCCAAUCCUUAAGACAACAUCACGACAACCUACAGUCCUUACAACCUUCAACAACUCUCGCUUCCCUCGAAAGACAACACUUCAAACCCUUCCAAAAUGCAGUCCAAGCUCCUCUUCGCCGCCGCCGCCGCCACCGGCGCAAUGGCAAUCGACAUGUCCGGCUCCCUCCCCCGCGUCCUCCGCCGCGCCGGUAACGACGCUCUUGAAGCCCGCGACGAGACCGCCUGCGCCUCCGUCUACAUGGCGCACUCCACCAUCAUCGACGACUUCCCCGCCCUGCCCACCGCCCUCGCCACGGAGACCGGCUUCGACAUUCCUCAAAUCACCGACCCCUGCGUCAUGCCCUCUAUCACGGGCGCCGCCGGCCAAAUCAUCACCUCCUACUCCUCAGCCCUCCAGUCCUGGCAGGACGCCCACAUCACCGAGAUCCGCGAGCUCUACUCCGCCUGCAGCGACGUCCCCGAGGUCGCUUCCGCCCUGAACUCGUACGGUAGCGCCGUCUGCUCUACCGCCCUUGCCGAUCUUACCAGCGCCGAUGCUACUGCCACUGCCACCGGCACCGGCUCCGCUGCCACCGCUACGGGCACGGCUUCUGGCUCGGCUUCCGUCACUGCUACCGCCUCUGGCUCCGGCUCGUCUGCCUCCGCUUCUGGUGCUUCUGCUUCCGGUAGCGCUGCUUCUACCACUGCCGCCGCUGCUGCUGCCGCUCCCCGCGAGACUGGACUCUUUGUCGCUGCCGCCGCCGCUGCCGCUGGCAUUGUCGGUGCUAUUGUCCUGUAAAUGGGUUCUUGACUCUUUCCACCACCGACAAACCCUGUUGAGGACCUUCCGAGAUCCAGUAGAUGGUUUGAUGGGGAUAGACCAAGUGUUGAAAAAGGCGCGGGGAAUAAGUACCCACGCGGCGGCCUCACGGAUCAUCGACCUGGCUCGGUUUCAACUGUAUCAUUAAUCACCGGGAGUACCUAUACCCAAUGAGUCAUUUAGAAAGAAAAGUUCCUUCGCAUACAGUUGCCCACC
Molecule: messenger RNA, 1224 nt
Organism: Colletotrichum godetiae
Lineage: Eukaryota; Fungi; Ascomycota; Sordariomycetes; Glomerellales; Glomerellaceae
Exons: 2
Coding region: 304-987 (227 amino acids)
Source: RefSeq, a predicted model, not a curated record